Messenger RNA from Hibiscus syriacus, 631 nucleotides. RefSeq lists its product as uncharacterized. The record is from RefSeq and is a predicted model, not a curated record. NCBI's taxonomy places the organism in Eukaryota, Viridiplantae, Streptophyta, Magnoliopsida, Malvales, Malvaceae. The transcript has 4 exons. The coding region runs from base 185 to 616 and encodes 143 amino acids.
UUUGGAUCCGCCCCAUACCCCAACUUUUUACCCUACCUUCCUUCUACCCUUUAAAUUGCUGGACUUCCCACGCUCGCCUAAAGAAAGAAACAAGCGAAAGGAGAAACAAAUUUUUCGACCCUCUCUUUGAAAGGGCUCCUUUGAAAAUUUAGGUCAAUCGCCGGUACAUUUUCUCUCCGGCAGUAUGGAUAAUUAUUACAGAAGGAACCAUGUUCCUGCUUUUGGUAGCUGGGAUUGGAACAAUGACCUUCCUUUUACUCAGUGUUUCGAAUCGGCUCGACAAAUCGGAUUGCUCCGUUAUAGCUACGCCGAGGAUCGUGAUUUAUACGUCGCCGGCGAUCUUUACGAGAACGAUGUCGUCACUCCCGCCAUGAUUGUCGUUCCUCGUCAAAGGACAAAAGUAAGACAGUCGCAUGUUAAAGACGGCAAAAAGCAAGACUGGGAGGUCAGUGACGUGAAACAACCGGCACCGGCAGCGAGCCCCAUUCCCAUUUCCAAGCCAACUCCAAAACCCGUUGAUGAAGACCUUUACAAAUUCUCGCCUGACCUACUUUACACCAAAACCAAAAAGAAAAAAGGGUUGAGCUUGUUCUCAUGCUGUUUGGUGCCAAGUUGAUUAUACUGGAGGAUU